Mucor velutinosus is the source of this 1194-nucleotide messenger RNA. RefSeq lists its product as uncharacterized. The record is from RefSeq and is a predicted model, not a curated record. The transcript is spliced from 5 exons. Bases 1 to 1194 code for a protein of 397 amino acids. Lineage: Eukaryota; Fungi; Mucoromycota; Mucoromycetes; Mucorales; Mucoraceae. Gene Ontology annotation, biological process: regulation of transcription by RNA polymerase II. Gene Ontology annotation, molecular function: RNA polymerase II cis-regulatory region sequence-specific DNA binding; protein dimerization activity; DNA-binding transcription factor activity, RNA polymerase II-specific.
AUGAGCGAAAUUCUUUUAUCCAAUUCAGCAGCUACCAAUCAUUACGAUUACUCCAAUGGAUCCAUGAUGGUCAAUAUCAACCCUGGAUUAGUCCAAAAGACCAAUUCAAGCAGUAACAAUGCAUCCACAUCUCCUGUAACAUCAUUUGAGGACAACUCACAUCAUCAAUAUACUUCUUAUCCAGCUUAUGCUUUUCAACCAAUGCCCAUGGGAUUUCCCCCUGUGCCAAACUACCAUCAACAUCCAAUGUCUCGCUUAGGUUAUUUUAAUGAUCCAUCCACCACUGCCGCUGCCGCUGUAGCUGCUGCCAUUAGACAGCCUAAUAGUCCUGAAUCCAUCUCAUCAUCAUCGCCUCCAACGCCAUCUCCUCCUCCCCCUUCAACCAUCAACAGUAAUACUAUGGCAUUUAACAAUGGCCAAGUAUUAACUACACAAUCCGUUGAUACGGAGCUGAUCAAUCCUCUUGUGCCAUCAUCAUCUACUUCUACUUCUUCAUCAGCAUCCACGAACGACAAUAAACCAGCCGUCGUCGCCGCCACCGCUAUGAGUAACAACGCUGCAAGUGCAACAACAAACAGCAAUGGUAGAUUCAACAACCCAACUACUGCUCGUGUCAAGGAAAUGAUUACUCGCGCCAAUUCUGUGCCUAUGGAAUUCUACCACACCGAGUUUUUAGAGUAUUCAAAGGAAACGUAUGAAAAGAAGAUGGAAAACAAACGUAACAAGCGCAAGAGACCUGCCUGUCCUCAACAACAACAAGAUGAUAUGCUGUUACCACAAGAAGAAAAGCAUCAAAACAAGAAGAAAAAGACCAAUACAAUGCAAGAGUUGCAAGAAGAUUUUGAAGAAGAGCUUGAUGAAGAAGACAACGAGUACAAAUCUGAUGACCUCAAUGGCAAUGUAUCUAAUGCCGAGAUCCGUCGUCAAAUUCACAUCCAGUCAGAGCAAAAGAGACGUGCUCAAAUUAAGGAUGGCUUUGAUGAAUUGAGAAAGCACUUGCCCGGUUGCAACAACAAAAAGAUGAGCAAGGCUGCCUUGUUGACUCGCACUGUUCAACAACUUCAACAUUUGAAGGGCAUGCAAAAUGAGCUUUUGUCUGAAGUUGAGAGACUUUUACAAGAAAAUGAAUCAUUGAAAAAGUUUCAACAUGGAGUCCUUCAACGCCAAGCCAUGGAAAAGAUGUAUACCUUUUAA